GACAACUUCAAGCUCGAUCAAAGUGAUUGGAGACACCUUGGGCUUAUUCACCAAGUCCUCAAGGAACCAGCUAUGGCUCAGCAAUCGUUCUCGUCAGCAAAACAUCUGACCGCAUGGAAAACAAUCCCUACACUAGAGUGCCUCACUGUUCGAUGGAGAUCCAUGGCAGAUGACCUGCAAUAUCUUCUGAUUGCUGAUGUGAUUGAGGCUGGACUCAAGAAUGUUGACAAAUACUUCAAGAAAACAAGUCAAUCGGACGUGUAUUUUAUUUGUCUUGUUCUUGAUCCAAACUAUAAGCUCACAUACGUUGAAGGCUGGUGGGAUUUUGAAGAUGUUGCAGAUGGCAGAGCUUGUCUGGAGGCCGUG
Suillus subaureus is the source of this 366-nucleotide messenger RNA. RefSeq lists its product as uncharacterized. The record is from RefSeq and is a predicted model, not a curated record. The annotation marks the transcript as partial. The transcript has 2 exons. NCBI's taxonomy places the organism in Eukaryota, Fungi, Basidiomycota, Agaricomycetes, Boletales, Suillaceae.